AGUUCUCAUGCAUCACUCCUCGUUUUUCUCUUCCUCCCAUCGUACUCCAGACCCAAUUCAUCGCAGAAGGACAGAGAUGAAAGGUUCUCAAACACGAGACGAUCCUUUCCUUUUAAACUAUCAGACUUCGGAUCUGCAAAUCGCGGCCGAGUUCCUUACCCACUGGCUUCCUUUCCUCAGCAGAGAUCUUUGUCACGGUUGUACUCAAAUUCUUGCCGAUCGUAUUCGGUCUCUUGAUCCUGAUUCCCGUGCAAUUGCAGAAUCUCCCGCUGACGCCGAGUACUCAAACUCGGCGGAGAGCCUUGCUGAUUCGAGCCCAACUCACCCGGAUUCGUGCGAAGCAUCCCACGGUAAUCAUGAGAAUUGCGAUACGUAUUCGAUCGGAAGCUGGAAAGAUGAAGCAAAUUGGUCGUCAGAGCAUGUUGUGGAUGCAUCUGCGAGCGAGACGCCUUGCGAGCCUGACACUGUGGGUACUCCGAGCGUACGUAUGUCUUGGGCGGACAUGGCACAAGAAGAUGAACUUGAAGAGGAAGCCGAGGAAAUGAAUAAGCCGUCUGAGGUGGAUGAGCGUGCUUCUCCAGCUGAAGAGGUGGGGGUAGAACGGAAGGUGCCGCAAAAACAGACGUUGUCUAGAGAGCAGAGAGAGUACAUCAGAUUCAUGAACGUCAAGAGGAAGAAGGAUUUUAUCUGUUUAGAAAGAGUCAAAGGAAAGAUUGUUAACAUUCUUGAUGGGCUUGAGCUUCAUACAGGUGUUUUUAGCACCGCAGAACAGAAGAGAAUAGUUGACUUUAUCUAUGAUCUUCAGGAAAAGGGAAGGAAAGGAGAGUUAAAAGUGCGUACAUAUUCUGCACCACAGAAGUGGAUGAGGGGCAAGGGACGUGUGACCAUCCAGUUCGGUUGCUGCUACAAUUAUGCAACAGACAAAAAUGGGAACCCACCUGGUAUCCUCCGUGAUGAGGAAGUUGAUCCCAUACCUCACUUGUUUAAGGUCAUUAUAAAAAGACUGGUUGGAUGGCACAUUAUUCCUCCAUCUUGUGUUCCUGAUAGUUGUAUUGUCAACAUAUAUGAAGAAGGGGAUUGCAUUCCACCUCACAUUGAUAGCCAUGAUUUUGUUCGACCCUUUUGCACCAUAUCAUUUCUCAGUGAGUGCGAUAUAAUGUUUGGAUCGAACCUAAAGGUUGUGGGUGCUGGUGAAUUUACUGGGUCAUUUGCAUUUCCGCUGCCUGUCGGGUCUGUACUUGUCUUGAAUGGGAAUGGAGCAGAUGUUGCUAAGCAUUGUGUUCCAGCUGUUCCUACUAAAAGGAUAUCUAUAACAUUCAGGAAAAUGGAUGAAUCAAAACUUCCACUUGGGUUUGCCCAUGAACCAGAUUUGCAGGGGCUUCAGCCUCUACCUUAUGACCUGGAAGACUCAAAAAGGUUGAAUACUUUGAGGGUGCGGCCGCAAAUGAACCGACAUGCAGUUAAAAGAGAGGUUCUUUUAGAGAAGGAUAGAGGUUUACUUGGACCAGAGCCACGCCAUUUUAUUCGCAAUCGUUCAGGACCUCCUAAUAAGCGAAAGGGUUAGGGUGACUUUGGGCACUUAAAAGUGCUCUUGGAAGGUUCCUGGGAAAAAUCCAUUUUUUCUUAUUCAUUUUUUUCUGUUUCUUGGGUAAGCUUUGAUAAACCAUAUGCUGCUUACUUGAAUCUGUUGUUAGUGUUGAGGGGGGUUGUCAUGAAUGUUUACGAUUGAGAACGGGAGAGAGAUGUUUGUCUGUAGCGUGCCUAGCUUGUAACUUAUAGGCAUGUUGUCUUCUGAGUUUAUUCUGUAUGAAUUGAGUUGUAUAGUCCUAAAGUAACUGAUUUUAGAACCAAAAGAAAAAUAAUAUCUAUGAUUUGCUGUUUCUGAAA
Messenger RNA from Telopea speciosissima, 1887 nucleotides. RefSeq names its product RNA demethylase ALKBH9B. Lineage: Eukaryota; Viridiplantae; Streptophyta; Magnoliopsida; Proteales; Proteaceae. The coding region runs from base 8 to 1564 and encodes 518 amino acids. The transcript is spliced from 7 exons. Gene Ontology annotation, biological process: mRNA catabolic process. The record is from RefSeq and is a predicted model, not a curated record. Gene Ontology annotation, molecular function: demethylase activity; mRNA binding.